Messenger RNA from Adineta steineri, 568 nucleotides. Lineage: Eukaryota; Metazoa; Rotifera; Eurotatoria; Adinetida; Adinetidae. The record is from the annotation of a GenBank genome assembly.
AUGAAACUUUUACAACCGGGAUAUGAUCCAAAAAACGAUCAACAAAUAUCACCUUCAACAUCAUCAUUUUCAAUUCGACGUCCACCACCUGUUUCAUUUGAUUUUACCCGACAAGACUUAUGUAAACAUUGUCAUCGUUUAUCAGCAACAUUUCCAUCUGAAUUACCACUAACUAGUUUUACACGUUUACCACAACGAUGUUGUCCUUGUGAUUAUUCUAUAUCGAAAACUCCACAUUAUAUUUAUCGUGGUUGGUCAAAUAGACGAUCAUUAUCGUAUGAUAAGAGUUUAUCUACAUAUGAUGUUCAUACACAAACAGAUGAUAGUUUUAUUGAAUCAUCAUCAUUACCAAUGCGUUUAGCAACACGUCGUUCUUUAUUAUCAAUGUUCACAAUGAAUAUGGCAUUGACACUUAAAUUAUUAAUAAAACUUUAUCCGUCUGUACAUCAUUGUCUAUUAAUUGGAGAAUUUUUUCAAUUAGAAAAACAAGCUGUACCAGAUUUAGCAUUAUUCAUUCGAUCAAUUAUGGGUCAAAAUACACCAUAUAUUUAUCAAUUAAAACGAGAAU